Molecule: messenger RNA, 1650 nt
Organism: Trichoderma reesei QM6a
Lineage: Eukaryota; Fungi; Ascomycota; Sordariomycetes; Hypocreales; Hypocreaceae
Exons: 4
Coding region: 1-1650 (549 amino acids)
Biological process (GO): biotin import across plasma membrane
Cellular component (GO): membrane
Molecular function (GO): dethiobiotin transmembrane transporter activity; solute:proton symporter activity; biotin transmembrane transporter activity
Source: RefSeq, a predicted model, not a curated record
AUGGCGUCACAAGCAGCACCGCCUGAUGGCGAGUUCAAGGAAGCAAACGCGAGCCAAACAAUCGCUCGCUCCCCUUCUGCAUCAUCUCAGAGGCCCAAUGGCCACGAUGAGGGCGGUGUCCGACCGGCCGACGUCGACUACGACACCGAAACGGUGGAGAGAGUCUACAGAAAAAUUGAUCUCAGAAUCAUUCCACCUUUCUGGAUCCUCUACUUUCUCUGCUCGGCAAUCCGCUCCAACAUUGGCAUUGCUCAGACAAUGAACAGCGACAAGGGCCAUGAUCUCGAGACCGUCCUCGGCCUCACCCCCAAAGACGUCUCUACCGCCCUCGCCCUCUUCUACGUGUCCUACGUCAUCUUCGACUUCCCGUCCAACCUCAUCAUGAGCAAGCUCAGCCCCCGGGUGUGGAUGGCUAGGAUCGUCUUCGCCACCAGUGUUGUUGGGUCUUGCUUCGCCGCUGUCUCGUCCCCCUGGAGCCUCAAGUUUCUGCGCUUCCUCCUGGGCCUGGUCAUUGCCGGCAUGUGGCCCGGCAUGGCUUUCUAUCUGACGCUGUUUUACCCGCCGUCUCGAACUGCCAAGCGCAUCGGCAUGUACUUUACCGCAUCUCAGGUGUCUGCUGCCGUCGUCGGCCUCGUCUCGGCUGGAUUCCAGCUGAUGGAUGGCGACGGGGGUCUCGUUGGCUUCCGGUGGAUGUUCCUCAUCUACGGACUUGUCGGCGUCGUCCUCAGUGUUACGCUUCUAUGGUGGCUCCCAGACCGGCCGCUGGCGCCAGGCCAGGUGAGGGAGCGCACUGGUCUGUUCAAGUGGCUUCCAGCUACCCCUGAAGUGCUUACCGGCCAAGAUGCCAUCGUCCACUACUCCGAGCUCAAGCGCGUCUACCACACCCGUCCAUGGGGCCUCAAGGAUCUCGGUCUUGUGUUACUCGACUGGCGGCUGUGGCCCCUCUGUCUGAUGUAUUUUGGAGUUGUCGGAGUCGGAAUAGGCACCCAGCUCUACGGCUCGGUCAUCAUUGCCGCGAUCCAGCCAGAGGCGAGUGACAUUGUCGUCAGCUUGCUCUUUGCUCCUAUUUGGAUUAUGGACCUCAUCGCCAUUCUCCUGGUCACACCAGUCUCCGAUCGCUUUCACCGCCUCAGACCGCUCUUCUUUUCCGCUGCUGUCUGCAUUCAAAUUGCCGGCCUCUUGAUGACCACCUUUGCCGUUCAAAACGGCUGGGCUCGUUACGGCGGUCUCCUGAUGGUGGGCUUUGGCCUGGGACCGACAGUCCCCAUCUGCAUGACCUGGACCUCUGAAAUCUUCCAACGCCGCCACGGCGAGGUCGGCGUGGCAGCCGCAACCGCUCUGGUAUCUGGCCUGGGGAACCUUGGCAGUGUCACCACCACAUACGCCCUGUACUCAGGCUGGCCAGAGGAUGCCGCCCCCGGGCCUCAUAGAUUCCGCAAGAGCAAUCUCACCAUGAUUGGGAUCCUAUGUCUCAGUAUUUUGAGCUCCUUCGUCAUGUGGGUGCUGCUCAAGGUCGUGGGCAACCCUCCGAGCUCGAAGCUCCACGGCGGCGACACGGCCAGCGAGUUUGAGGAUGGUGCAGCGAGACGCGAGGCCACGCAGCGCGGAUUCGGAAAGACUUCUCGACGAGCCAAGACCAGUGAAAUCUAA